Molecule: messenger RNA, 1143 nt
Organism: Emiliania huxleyi CCMP1516
Lineage: Eukaryota; Haptophyta; Isochrysidales; Noelaerhabdaceae
Product: membrane attack complex/perforin domain-containing protein
Exons: 3
Coding region: 1-1143 (380 amino acids)
Cellular component (GO): membrane
Molecular function (GO): wide pore channel activity
Source: RefSeq, a predicted model, not a curated record
AUGUCGUUCCUCGCGCUCGCCAUCUUGCACCCCGGGACGGGGCUCAAUGACGGCACUGCAGCGACUCGCGGCUACGACUGGGUGCGGAAGAAGAUGGACCAAGCAGGGCUAGCUGGCGCUCGUUGGCAUGUGGGACACAACAUGUGUCCAAACAAGGGCGGGCCAAGGACAGGCAGCGGAGCAGGGCCUGAAGACAAGGCUUGCAACCUGAUGGCACAGACAGCCAAGGACAACGCCGGUAAGGGUGGCCUGUUGAGCAAGCAGAUGUCUGAGGCAGAGGCAACAUUCUACUCGCGAAGCCUGAUGACGUGCGCAAGGCUUCCUCCCCACCCGUCGGACCUCGCGGCCUCACCCCAGAAAAUGAAGAACAUCCAUUACGCAGGCCACGGGUACGAUCUUGUGAAGGGCAACCCGCAAUGCUCUGGCGGCUGCGUCGAGUCUGCCGGUUUUGACCCUGGCUUCUUGGGCACACACAACGUGAUCGAUCUGACGUACUCGACGGGAAAGAUAACGCCCGAUGGCCGCUACCUAGUACCCGAUAACCUCGACGUCGAGAGCGCUGUGACCUGCUCCCUCGUCACGUCCACCCACGCGGUGCACUCGACGUACGACUACCAAAACUCGCUCAACGUCGACGCCUCGAUUGAUACGACGUUUGAAGAGACGUGGCUCGGCAAGGUGCAGUUCAGUGCGAGCGUAGACUACCAGCGCAUGUCGCACAAGAUGGGCGCAUCUGCCAAAACGGUUUACUCCACGCGAGCCGCCUGUUCUGUUUACCAGGCCAGCGUGCUCCCCUUUACCACGUUCAACCUGACAACAUACUUUCGCAGCGCCGUCGCGACGCUCCCAGCAACAUACGACGCGAGGCACUACCUUACGGUAAUCGAGUCCUUUGGCACGCAUUACGUCACCGCCGUGCAGAUGGGCGCAAAGAUGGUGCGCAACAUCGAGUGCUCCUCCUCCGACAUCGACUCGCUCACGUCGCAGGGCGUCGACGUCAAGGCGGCGGUGCAGGUGGACGCGUUGUUUGCGCACGUCAAGGUCGGCACGAACGUAACGUGGCACAAGAGUGACCACGACCAGCUCUCGAAGAAGGAUUGCAGCUCAUCUGAGCUCAAUGGAGUCGCGGAGGAGGAGGGAUAA